Messenger RNA from Vigna angularis (adzuki bean), 1639 nucleotides. RefSeq lists its product as uncharacterized. The transcript has 6 exons. The record is from RefSeq and is a predicted model, not a curated record. Gene Ontology annotation, biological process: tRNA-type intron splice site recognition and cleavage. The coding region runs from base 416 to 1183 and encodes 255 amino acids. Gene Ontology annotation, cellular component: tRNA-intron endonuclease complex. Lineage: Eukaryota; Viridiplantae; Streptophyta; Magnoliopsida; Fabales; Fabaceae.
UUCUUUUUCUUUAUCUUCUCUGUUCCUUAUUUCUCUUCUUCUUCCUUCCACAAAUAAAACCGGGAGGGUCAGAGUGAGAUUGGGGUGAGAGGGAGUAAAAUAGAAAUCAAUGCUCUGGUGAGAAACUAACUGGAGAAAGGGGUUAUAGAGGUUGACGUUAAAGGCGCCUUAUUGGAGGCGGAAUCCGAGAUUGGGGAGAGUAAUUUUAGGUUUUCGAGUGUCUAUGGUGAGGGUAUCGGUGAAACCUAUAAAAGGAGCCAUAGGGUAAGGGUAGAUCACGAAACAACAAGUGCUUUAGCAUCUAAGAGUGACCGAGAGAGUAAGGGCGCGAGUUGAGCGUGGGAGAGCGAAACAAACUUGACGAAAGGGGGAGAAGAUGAAUUCAGUGAGGAAGGAACGACCAAGCUUUUGAGCUAUGGAAGACAAUACAUGGGGACGUUCUUCAAGUGAAGAUGGUGAUGACGAGGUCUAUUUCCAAAAUGCAAGUGAUGAAGAGGAGCUCGGCUUUUCAUCUGGUUCUAUACCUAAGUUGCAGUUCAGGAACGUGAAAUCCAAAAGCAUUUGGAAUGAAGAAAUGGGAAUGGGAGAAGUCAUUGAGAAAAAUGGAAAAAUGUGGAUAACAACUGGAAUAGUUCGUAGUGGCAAGAUUUAUUCUUCAAUUGAGGAGACUUUGUAUCUUAUGGAACUAGGAGCCUUACAGCUAUUAGAAAGUAGUGGUAGAAGCAUAUCUCUCGCAGAAAUGUAUGAAAAGGUUGCUGGCGGGAAGAGUGGAUGUUGUUGGGAGCUGUUUGAGGUUUACAGGCACCUCAAGUCUCUUGGUUACAUAAUUGUGCGGCAUGGUGUUCUUUGGAGUUUGAAGAGUAUUAAAAGUUCCCAUAGACCUGCUGCUCUUGAAAUAGCAGAAGAUAGCAAAGAACUAAUAGACAUGGGCUCUGUCCAAAGAUUAUUUUCUGAGUUGCGAGUAAAUGAUUUGAGGCCAGAUUUUGAUGUUUAUCUUCCGAACAGCCGAUUUAGAAAGUCUUCCCCUGGUGAUCCAAGUUUUUUACUGUACUUAUCUAGUAAACCACUAGGAAUUGAUAAAGACAUUGCCGCAGUCUGUUCUCUUAUAGGAUUUAAAGGGGUUAUCCACCGUCUAGAACAGAGAUUGAAGUCCUUGAGAAGCAAUGUGGUGGCAUUCCUUUGAAAAUCUGCCUGGUCACGGAGGGAAGGGUCAGUUUCUUUUCCUUUGACAAGGUGGAUCUUCCUGUUCUACCCUGAAGUUCUGGUACCAACGUUUCUACUCUGAGCUGGGGGCAAAGGAAACUAAGGGUGUAACAAGAGAAUGGGUUUGUUGUAAAGUUAUAGCUUAUUAUAGUAUCCAAUGUAGAAUGGGCUUAGUGAUCACAACUAAUGCCUGACUCUAGUCAAAUUGAUUAUGAUUCUGCAGUGAGAGCAUGCUAUUGUUGACCAUAGCAAGAAUCUAAGGCAUGGGCUUAGCCAUACACGCCUCCUUUUACAUAUGGGCUAUAGAGGACAAGGAAAGUUCUCUGUUAGAUAGAUGAUGUAAAAUUACAAGAGGACCUGUGAUUAGACUAUCAAAUAGGAUAUUGUAUACAUCAUUCAACUGAUUAUUAUAAUUUCUAUUUUAACUUGUAGAAAA